GUAUGUGACUUUUCCUGCUUUUCCUGUACUCUAUUGUAAACUAAACCUUUCAAAAACAGUAUAUAACGGAAAACAGAUGUUCCUGUGCAGAUGGAGCCGCAACUGUCGUCUUCAUAAGUAAAACCAAUGGCAGUCUUUUUUUACUGAAAGCCAUUAACAGUGUGGCUGACCUCAUCCUGUUUUCCUACUCGUUUGGUUGCAACUCUUCUAAGCAAAGCAGAACCCUUAUAAGCCUCCAGGUUCAGCGUUACUGCCCUGCGUUUGGUGUCACAGCGUAGCACACAGAGCUCCUCCUGCAGCCCCACAUCAGAUGGCUGCACAAAUCUGCAGCCAUCACAUCAGGAGGGAGGCUGGACGGGUUAGUUUCUAAGAUUUCAACAUUGAAGAGCAAUUAGACCCACCAACACGCCAGAGGAAUGGAAAAAGAUAGAAAGAUGAUCAUUUUCUUUUUAUUUUUGGCUGGUAUUUGCAGCUCUGUGCUCGGAGAAGAGUGGACGGCCGAUGUUGUAAAGUCCAUUGAAGCUCUAGUUGGCUCCUGUGUUGUGCUGCCCUGUACAGUCAGUCAUCCUGGGAGUUCCCUGCCUACCUCCAGACUCAGGGGCAUCUGGCAUCGUAAGGAUAAUUGGGACACGUUUUUCUACCAUGACGAUUCGACAAAGAUCCUGGACAGCUUUAAGGGCCGAACAAGGUUGCUGGGAAAACUGGGUCAGAACAAUUGCACCUUAGAAAUAGUUGAAGUUAAAGAUCAUGACAACGGCCCUUUCUGCUUCCGCAUUGAACUUGUACGACAAGACACCAACCAACAUACUAAAGAAAAGUUCUCCUUUGUUGAGAAAUGUGCUGAUGUCAUCAUGAAAUAUGACAAACCUGAAGUCAAACUGGGUCCAAUAAAGACGGCCAUUCAAGGCAAACCCUACACUCUCACCUGCUCUGUUGAGCACACCUGCCCCUCCCAUCGCCCUCAGAUUAAAUGGAGUCGGGAAAAUAAGGAUGAUGAAAUCACUGAAGGACAUAAAUUCAUUCAUUCAGGGGUCUGGGAGGCAGAGUCCAUCCUGUCCUUCGUUCCUGAGGAAAAGGAUGACGAAUCAGAGCUCACCUGCACAGCAACAUUUAAUGGGGGAAUAAAAUCUGAGGCAAAAUUCACACUUAAUGUAAAACGCAAAGAAAACUACAACCACAUCAUCAUUCCUACUGUUGCAGUAGCUGCCACUGCUGUGAUCUUUGGACUCUUCUGUUUUUUGAUGGUGAAGAAAUACAAGAAACGUAUUCAAGAGCUUCAAGGUCAAGAUGGCAGAAGGUCUAUUUGGAGCCAAGUUUUCGCUUCCCGUCACCAAAGAGAUUGCAACAUUGAGGACCAUUUUGUACCUCUGACAAGCCAAAGAAUGGAAAAAGAUAGCAAGAGGAUACUUUUCUUUUUGCUUUUGGCUGGUAUUUGCAGCCCAACGACUGAAGAACAGUGGAAGGCAUCUGUUGUAAAAUCAAUUGAAGCCCUAGUCGACUCCUGUGUUGUGCUGCCCUGUACAUUCACUUAUCCUGGGAGUUUCCUGUCUUCCUCCAGACUCAGGGGCAUCUGGCAUCAUAAGGAUAAUAGGAACGAGAUCUUCUACCAUGAAGACAGCACAAGCGUCUUGGACAACUUUAAGGGCCGAACCAAGAUGUUGGGAGCCCUAGGUCAGAACAAUUGCACCUUAGAAAUAGUUAAAGUUAAAAAUCAUGACAUCGGUCCUUUCUGCUUCCGCGUUGAAUUUGUGCAAAAAGACACCAACCAACCUACUAAAGAAAAGUUCUCCUUUGUUGAGGAAUGUGCUGAAGUCAAAAUGCUCGAAGAUCCUCCCCAACCUGAACUUAUCCAGUCAAACACAGCUGUUCAAGGAAAACCUUACGCCGUCACCUGUUCAGUCCGCCAUACCUGCCCCUCACAUGCUCCUGUGUUUACAUGGAGUCGAGGAAGUGCAGAUGAUAUUAUACAAAUUCAAAAACCCAUUCUCUCAGGGAUCUGGGAGACACAGUCCAUCAUGGUGUUUAUUCCUGGGGAAAAUGAUGACCACACUGAAAUCACCUGCAGUGCAACAUUUAAUGGAGGUCGAAGAUCAUCCAGAUCCAUUCAACUCAAUGUGAAACAUACUGGAAACAUUCAUCACCUCAUCAUUCCAGUAGCAGUGGCCAUUGGCACGGUUGUGAUCUUUGGCGUCGUCUGUAUUGCUGUGAUGAAAAAGUACAAGAAUCGCAUUGCAGAGCUUCAAAGUCGUGAAGGAAGCAUGUUCAACAGACUGUCCAGGAUGUCUCGCAGGUUCCAUUCUAGUGGCCAGUGACUUCAUGGUCAUAAUCCAGAAAUUUUAGCAAAUGAUGACCAGGACGUAGUUGUUCACAUUAAACUUUUUGUUUGAGUCUUGCCUUGUUUUUUAUUAUUAUUAUAAUUACUAUUGUGCUUUAAUUCAGCAAAAAAAAUAAUAAAAUAUGUAUGUUAUGCUUUUUCUGGCAAAAGUAUCAAAAUUGUACAAAAAUGAACUUAUUCCAUUUUCAUGAUGUGUGUUGAAAUUAUGAGUAUGCAUUCUCACUAGGCUAUUAUUUUUAUUCCGGCAAAGUUGGCCAGACUCUUCAGUAUGAUGCAGUUCAUAUUCUGUUUUACCUGAACACUUUAUGUGCAAGUAAGCACUUCUAAAAUAAAAUAAACACGACUGAACUGCAGUAGUUCAACUCCAAAAGCUCCAAAUAUAAAAGAGUGUGUCAGGAAACAUAACCAGUGUCAACUCAGAAAUAAGGCGGCUUUGAGGGUGUGCUCUGCCUCGUCUGCACUCUGUUCAUAUUUCUGUCAUUAUAAAUAUAUUAUUCCACUUUUUUUUGUUGUGGCAGGUAACCGGUGAACGGCUAAGUUCAAUGUUAAAGCAAUGUGUAGAUAUCAUUUAGACAUGAGUGGAUUAUCACAAUGAUGAUAAUAAUAAUCUACCUACCUGUUUGUCAUGAUGUAGACCCAUACAGUUUUCUAGGAUUAGACAAAGUGAAACCACUAUCAAAAGUUAAAAAUGACCAAGGUCUAUAAAUAUGUCUGUAAUUAAAUGCAAAAAUGCCUGAGUAUAAAAUCAACUCAAAGACAGCCCAUUUGGUUAAGAUUUGAACUGAUUUAAUAUAUUUUUAUCAGAUUCAUGUUGAGAAUGUGUUAUUGAGGAAUGCUUAGGGAAUGUUUUAAAAUAUGCUUCCGUCCAUGACUCCAAAGUAAAUAUAUAAAUAUAUAUAAUCUCUUUAAGGCAGAAAGCAAUCAGACCAAAUGCAAUAGUAACAGGAUUUUAAUAAACUGAGGCGCAAAUAUUAUUGUGCAUAGUUUUUAGUUGAUGUGUUGAUAACACUUCAUGAAAAUAAAAUAUAUCCCAUGCAACUCAGAAAUGUUGCCAGUGUUAUAAUAGAAAGUGCAAUUAAUCUGAAUAAAAAUAUGCCAGUAAUCAAAACAAAA
This is a messenger RNA of Gambusia affinis (western mosquitofish), 3448 nucleotides long. Its product is annotated as myelin-associated glycoprotein. The coding region runs from base 417 to 2312 and encodes 631 amino acids. Lineage: Eukaryota; Metazoa; Chordata; Actinopteri; Cyprinodontiformes; Poeciliidae. The transcript is spliced from 15 exons. The record is from RefSeq and is a predicted model, not a curated record.